Ciona intestinalis (vase tunicate) is the source of this 1047-nucleotide messenger RNA. NCBI's taxonomy places the organism in Eukaryota, Metazoa, Chordata, Ascidiacea, Phlebobranchia, Cionidae. The record is from RefSeq and is a predicted model, not a curated record.
ACCAAUAAAUCAAAAAUUAUUUUAUAAAACUUUUAAACCAGCAUUUAGCUUGCAGAAUUUAAUUUGAAUAAAUGUUUUUAUGAAAACGGACAACUGUCAAUUGCCGUGAAUUCUGUUCAAGGUUAAAAUGGAUUUCAACAAUGAGAUGAUUUUAAUGCGAAAAGAUUUGAAACGCGCAAAAGUUCAUGUGAUUUCAAAGCUGGUUCGAAGGAAUAAAAGCCUUAAAAGUAAAAAUGCUCCAGAACACUUGAAACAGAAAAAUAUUUCACGUGCUAAUCGUCUUUUACAAGAAAUUGAAAUAAUCAAGGAUAUGAAACCUGAUGUAAUAUUCAAACACCUCGUCACAAAUGAUCGGAGCGGAAACUUGGAUGAAAUGGCGUUGCGUGUUUUGUCCAGGAUUGGUACAAUCUCAUUCAUCGAGCCAAAAAUAUCACAGCUUAAAUUGCUUCUACACGAUUUUGAAGCAAAUCGAAAAAAAGAAGAAGUUUCUCUGAAUGCCGAAUCUGCUGUGUUAGAAAAGUCAAGUGAGUUGCCGUGGAGACAAACAAAUGUUGUAAAACAGCCAGAAACCAAUCAAAAUAUUUUACCCCAUCCAGAAAAAUGCAAAACGGUUUUAUCGCUUUCUGAAAAAGUUUUUGAAAAUCUGGGGGAAAAGUUUCUCGAUGAAAAUGAAAUUGUUGAUGAUUUAUCUCAAGACCCUUUCUUCAAGGGAGAAGAUACGUUGGUGAGUGGGAGUUGUGCAACGACGCUUAGCGAAGAUAUUUCUAAAAGUUUGCUUAAAGUAAAGAAAGAUCGUAAACGUAACCGACCUGGUCAAAAUGCAAGAGACAAACUUUAUGGUAAAACUAACUCCAGUAAAAAAGGGAAACCCAAGAAAGUUAAAACAAAGGAAUCGGUUUCACUUCAUCCUUCGUGGCAAGCAAGCCAGGUUAAAAAGAAAGAAAAUAUCAUCCAAAAAUUUCAAGGGACUAAAAUUCGAUUCUCCGAUAGUGAAUAAUGCUAAGGCUUGUUUUGGUUGUCUUUAAAUAAAAGGAACACUCGGUGUAU